This is a messenger RNA of Trichophyton rubrum CBS 118892, 330 nucleotides long. RefSeq lists its product as uncharacterized. Bases 1 to 330 code for a protein of 109 amino acids. NCBI's taxonomy places the organism in Eukaryota, Fungi, Ascomycota, Eurotiomycetes, Onygenales, Arthrodermataceae. The transcript has a single exon. The record is from RefSeq and is a predicted model, not a curated record.
AUGUCCAAUCAUUCGUUAGGCGCCGGGAGUUCACUUGAUGUGCAUAGGUGCCUGUUUCAAGGAGCAAAGAAAGGCUGGCGAGGACUGUGUGGGCCGGCUUCUAUGGACCUGGGCAUAGGCGAACCGCUGUUGCUGCGCACUUCUUCCUUGAGCUCUCAUAGCGAAUUAUUUGCACAGCCAGGACCAGUUUUGUUACAUUUUUUGGCAGUGCAAGGGAUUGUAGCGCCCAUGAAAAGCACUGCCCUUCUCCAAAACUAUGACCAAAUGGAGGGAGUCGGCGGACUUUGUCUCCUUUCAAAGAUUUCAAAGUGGCCCCUCAGGACUAUAUAG